Molecule: messenger RNA, 991 nt
Organism: Microplitis demolitor
Lineage: Eukaryota; Metazoa; Arthropoda; Insecta; Hymenoptera; Braconidae
Gene: mip40
Product: protein lin-37 homolog
Exons: 5
Coding region: 124-882 (252 amino acids)
Biological process (GO): negative regulation of transcription by RNA polymerase II
Cellular component (GO): Myb complex; transcription repressor complex
Source: RefSeq, a predicted model, not a curated record
UUCAAAACAUAACCUGCAAAUUACAUUUCUAUUGUUUGUGCAGUCAUCAGUAAUUUUCAAAAAUAAUUAAAGUAACUAUAAAUAAAUUAAAAAAAAAAAAAAAAUAGUAAAGUGUAUUAAAGAAUGGGUAAAAAACGCAGUAUACAAAACGUAUCAGCAAAAAGUAUUAAAAUAGAAGUUAAAGAUGAGAUAAAUGAUAAUGAAGUAUUGGUUGCACGUGAUCGUCUAAAAGGAGCCUUACGAGAACUGCUACGCAAUAGCGACGAAGGAUCAUCAGCAGAGUCCGCAGACGAGGUUCCACCACCAGAAAUGAAGCCGACACCAGUUAAAAAAUCGAAACCUCCACCAACACGCAAAAUAAAAAGACGCAAGCAAUUGCCUGCUGAUCAGUUAUUCCACCACACAUAUGUCAUGAAAUUAUUUGACAGGAGUGUAGAUUUAGCGCAAUUUCGCGAAGACACUCCGCUGUAUCCAAUUUGUCGUGCCUGGUUGGCAAAUCAACCGCGAAAUCCAAACCUAGUACCAAAAGUCAGGACUCCUAGUCCUGAAAUAGUCGACGAGCUUCACACAGAUCAUAAUCUUGAGGAUUCAAAUGGUGAAUUAAGGGAUGUUUUCAAUUUGCCUUUACCUAAACCUGCUGAAGAAGCUUUCCCGAGGAAUCGGAUCCCGUCGCCAACUCCGCAGCCCAAAGAAAAACUUGAUCUUAAUUAUGAAGGAAAAACUUUGAAGUCUAAAGAAACUUUGAUGAAAAGUCAUCGGUUGCAUUGGAAUUCGGUCAGACGUAAAUGGCACCAACAGGCACAGAAAAAUGAAAAACGUUUUCAAAAAAGUGCUAAUAUACUGGAAACUAUUUUUAAAAGGGCUCAGUCAGAGUUUGAGUAAUUGAAGGACAACUUGAAAAUUCGUUAAUGUAAUUGACGAUUUAUAAAUAAAUUUUUGUGACUACAAAUAAACAAAUGUAACAAUUAAAUAAAUUUUAUAAGUAAAUUAA